Salpingoeca rosetta is the source of this 1625-nucleotide messenger RNA. RefSeq lists its product as uncharacterized. The transcript is spliced from 3 exons. Gene Ontology annotation, molecular function: sequence-specific DNA binding; DNA-binding transcription factor activity, RNA polymerase II-specific. Bases 151 to 807 code for a protein of 218 amino acids. NCBI's taxonomy places the organism in Eukaryota, Choanoflagellata, Craspedida, Salpingoecidae. Gene Ontology annotation, cellular component: nucleus. The record is from RefSeq and is a predicted model, not a curated record. Gene Ontology annotation, biological process: regulation of transcription by RNA polymerase II.
GCACAGCCACAAGCACAGCCACAAGCACAGCCACAAACGUUGCCACCCUCGACAACGGCAGCAGCAAUCGUGGGUCAGCCACAACAACUGCCACAACAACCGCACCAGCAACAGCAACUGCCACAACCGCCAUUUCCGUUGCUUUUUCCCAUGCUGCAAGGCUAUGGAAUGCCUCCACAAGCGGCAGCAACAACGGCGGCCCACGUUUCGCUUCCACAGGCGCGCCCGCCCCAUUUAGCAGCCGCGCAAUAUCAAGCGUUUCCCCCAGUCCAUGCGCCUGCAGCCAUGCAGGCGUUUCCCCGAGCCGGUACAGGCCUCAUCAACAGCAGCCUGAACAUGGCACCAUCUCUGGCUGGGCUGGCCGGGCGCGCGAGCGUUGUGGAUGCGGACCAAAGCCGCUCUGCCCGCAUGCAAGCGUUCUUGGAUGACAUCGAAGCACGGCGUCGCUUCAAGUGCCCAAAGUGCGACAAGCGGUUCACCACCAGCAGCAACCUCAGCCGGCACAAGCGCAUCCACACCGGGGUGAAGCCGUAUGCGUGCAAGUAUUGUCGCUUCCGCUUCAACAACAGCAGCAACCGCAACAAGCACGAGGCCGUGUACUGCAAGCAGCGCCCGUCGCUCCGUCGCUCUUCUUCCUCGCGCGACGAGGACACCACGCGCCCGCCCUCAUCCUCCGCAAACGCGGCUGAUGCUGCGGCAGCGCAACAAACCCCGCUCCCCUCGUCGUCCGAGGGAGAUGCGCGCGCAAGCACGGGCGCCAGCAGCCCCACCAGCUCCUCACACUUGUCGAGCCCAGCGAGGACGUAGCGGAGAGUGGAACGGGGGCAAGGCGGCAACACGAAGCGUGGGUAAAGAGUGGGUAACGCUGUUCAUGCUGAUGGUGUUUGGUUUGGUUGUGGUUCUCCUGGUCGAGCUGUGAAGUUGUGAUGUUCAUUUUUGGCGAGUCUUCAUCCAUGUUUCGACAUCAUCUUUUCAUCAGCAACUGCUUAGUCGGUUGUCGAGCGUCUGUGUAUGCUCCUCGCUUCACUUCAUUGGGUUUUGUUACUCUACGUGAGUCCGUCUUGGAAGUGACAUGAUUUCGUGUGGGGCUUUCAUUGCGCUCUCUGACGCGUUGACGCGCCAGUGCUUGGUCUUGUUGUCUUGACGGCUCUUCAUUGCUUCCUUGGGUUCAUAGUGCUUCCUUGUGGAGUGACAUCUUUGGGUCUAUUCAGCAGCCCCUUCUGCUUUGCGUGAGAGCAUGGCUUCUCUCGGCGCGCUUUUCGUCUCGCCUCUCGCCGUGGGCGUGUUUGUUUGUUGUAGUCGUUCUUCGUUGCCUUGUGUGUGUGACAGUCUUCUACUGUCACCAGAGUGGAAGAGCGAGGGAGUGGGAGUGGGAGUGGGGCUGGGUAGUGCGGUUCUUUUCUUGGGGAGGGGGGGGGGGUUCCCCCCACACUUCCCGUUGUUUGCGUGUUUACACAGUCUUUCUUCAUUGCCAGUCAUCGUCAGUCUUCUUGUGCGUUGUCCGAAAUCACAUUGAAAGGAUGAGCGCCGGAACGCAUCUCAAACACAGGCACCAGGGCAGAACAGCGGUGAUGUGAUGUCAAGACUGUGCGAUCUGACCUGGCCACCUUGCGUCGCGCACAUCG